CUUGACAGGGCGGGCGUCAUGAUGUGCGAGGGACCCAGGGGGUCUUAAGCCGAGACCACUCUCACUGACAAGGCCACGGGCCCAAUAAAUAGCAACUGGAUGGUUCCUGCUUCUUUGUCCGAAUUGACCGACUUCAAGUCCAGACACGGGCAGAGGAAGUUCAAUAUCAGAUUCACUACGUUUCAAGUCACGUCGUCUAGAAGUUCGACAUUCGGAACCCCACUCCGGCCCCCUUCAUCAGAUACCUCGCUGCAACACCGGUUAGAACAAGGGCACGGGAGAGGAACGUGGAAUUAACGAAAGAGAGGCACGUUCUAGGUGGAAGCCACACAAGGGAAACAACCUCCGGGUCUCACCUCUUCCGGGAAUACCUUUGUACGAAACCAGUCCCAUCGGGCCGGACAUAGCACCCAAACUCGGCGGGUGCGUAACCCCUGACCUCCCCGCAACAGCAGCACCCCGCAUCCGAAUUGCCGCGAUGCCACCCCUGCUGCGUGCGACCCCGCUCCGAGCAACCAGGGCCAGUCGACGGCUGUAUCUCCCAGCGGCGGCCGGAACUGGGCGUUGGGGCCCGUACCGGUCCGUCUCAUCAACGGGCCGCCCGUGCGGCGACAGUCCAACUUCAAGAAACACUUCCCUCCCACGCUCGCAGGGGCACACGAACCUCACUCUGGUAUCGCCAACCACCACAAGCUUACCGUCCAUUCAAGCCGUGCCAUCUCAACAUCGUUGGUCCUCAACAGCCGUCUCGGACCAACCCAAGAUGUAUACCACAUCCUUCGCCUUCUUCGAGGCGCUAUGGGACGCCGGCGUGACCCACGUCUUCGUCAACCUGGGCUCCGACCACCCCAGCAUCAUCGAGGCCAUGGUCAAGGGCGCGCGCGAGAAGAAGGGGCAGUUCCCGCGCAUCAUCACCUGCCCCAACGAGAUGGUAGCAAUGUCCAUGGCCGACGGCUACGCCCGCCUCACCGGCAAGCCGCAAGCGGUGAUCGUGCACGUGGACGUCGGCACGCAGGGGCUCGGCGCGGCCGUGCACAACGCGAGCGCCGGGAGGGCACCGGUGCUCGUCUUCGCGGGCAUCUCGCCCAUCACGCAGGAGGGCGAGCUGCGCGGGUCCCGCACCGAGUUCAUCCACUGGAUCCAGGACGUGCCGGACCAGAAGCAGAUCCUGGCCCAGUACUGCCGCUACGCGGCCGAGCUCAAGACGGGCGUCAACGUCAAGCAGAUGGUGAUGGAGAUGGAGAUCCAGCCGUACCAGGUCAAGCAGGACGAGUGGGAGCCGGUUGAGCUGGGUGGCCUGCCGAGCGGUGCCGUCAGGAAGAUUGCGGAGGCGCUGGCGGGCGCGAAGGAGCCGUUGCUCAUCACGGGGUAUGUGGGCAGGAAUCAGGCCGUUCCCGGCGCGUUGGUGGAGCUGGCGAAUACGGUGAAGGGGCUGAGAGUGCUGGACACGGGCGGAAGCGACAUGUGCUUUCCGGCGGACCAUCCGGCUUGGUUAGGAGUGCGCUAUGGAAAUGAGGACGCCAUACGGAGCGCGGAUACGAUCAUCGUUCUGGACUGCGACGUUCCCUGGAUCCCAACGCAGUGCAGGCCUAGAGAGGACGCGAAGAUCUUCCACAUCGAUGUUGACCCGCUGAAGCAGGUCAUGCCUGUCUUCUACAUCGCGGCACAGCACCGGUACCGCGCCGACGGACUGACGGCAAUAGAGCAGAUCAUGGCGCUGCUCAAGUCUGACGAGGCGUUCAAGUCCCGACUGACGGGAGAGGAGAGCGAGAAGAGGUGGGCGGCGCUGCAAGAGUCGCACAAGAAGCGGCUGGAAAGCAUCGCGCUCCGAUCUCAGCCCUUGGAGAACGGCGAGUUCGGAACCGGCCAUCUCUGUGCAAAGCUAAGGGAGAUGUGCCCCAAGGAUACCAUAUGGGCGGUCGAAGCCGUCACCAACACCGGCUUUGUGCACGACAGCAUUCAAGCAACGCUCCCUGGCUCAUGGAUCAACUGCGGCGGGGGAGGGCUCGGAUGGUCUGGCGGAGGUGCUCUCGGCAUCAAGCUUGCGUCAGAGCACGAGGCCCAGCUCAAAGGCGAGAAGGGCAAGUUCGUCGUGCAGAUCGUUGGCGAUGGCACAUUCCUCUUCUCGGUCCCGGGUAGCGUGUACUGGAUCUCGAAGCGGUACAAUAUUCCCGUUCUGACUAUCGUCCUGAACAAUAAAGGAUGGAAUGCGCCCCGCAAGUCUUUGCUCCUGGUUCAUCCAGAUGGUCUAGGCUCGAAGGCGACAAACGAGGAGAUCAACAUCUCCUUCGACCCCGUCCCCGACUACGCGGGCAUUGCGAAGGCCGCGGCCGGAGGCGACCUGUUUGCCGCACGGGUCGACAAGGCGGCCGAUCUGGAGAAGGUCCUCAAGGAGGCGAUUGAGGUCGUCCAAGGUGGGCAGACCGCGGUCCUCGACUGCAAGGUUGCCUCGGGCUGUUAGACAGGUCGUCGGCAAUUCACCUGUAUGUUGCCGCGUGGGCGCACGACCUCGGAGACUUCUGUCGACGCAUCAUCUCUGUCGGCAAGCCACCGUUUUCGUGCGGGGAGUCGGGGGCAGUCCAUUCGCUGCAGUGUCGACAAGACCAGACGCCGCAGGAUCGUGCAGACUCAGAGGCCGUUUUGUUUUAGCGCAUACUAUUAGUUAUACUGUUACCUUCAUCAACGUUAGCGAGUUGACACAACCCUCCACUAUCCCUUCGACUUCAAGUCUCCCAUGUAAAGUCCUUUGGUGCGCUGCUGCCGUGGUUCCAAUUGCGAGUGAUCUCACGUCAUUGCUCGGAGGUGGUUAAGCAGCCCACAGUAUGCCCUCGAUACGGUGAGCAUCUUCAGGUGUCACCGUCGCAUCUCCUCAUGCGCCUUUCUGGCAUUCUG
Messenger RNA from Chaetomium strumarium, 2892 nucleotides. RefSeq names its product thiamine diphosphate-binding protein. Gene Ontology annotation, biological process: L-valine biosynthetic process. NCBI's taxonomy places the organism in Eukaryota, Fungi, Ascomycota, Sordariomycetes, Sordariales, Chaetomiaceae. The transcript has 4 exons. Bases 479 to 2461 code for a protein of 660 amino acids. Gene Ontology annotation, molecular function: thiamine pyrophosphate binding; acetolactate synthase activity; flavin adenine dinucleotide binding. The record is from RefSeq and is a predicted model, not a curated record. Gene Ontology annotation, cellular component: acetolactate synthase complex.